AUGUAUACAUGCACUGAUAUUUUAAUUUUUCACUUUUUUCUCAGAUAUGAACUUGUAGAGACAAUAUUGUCAACAGGGAUUGUGUCUGAAAUAUUGAUCCGACAAGCUGACAGAAGGGAUUCAGCAUUGUUCAGCUGUAUAGCUGUUAAUGCCUAUGGCAGAGAUGAUACUAACAUACAGCUUAUUGUUCAAGAACCACCAGAUGGCCCUCAAGAUGUACGUGUUCUAGAGACAACUAGCAGGAGUGUCAAAUUAUCAUGGUCGCCACCUCAGUAUAACGGUAACACUCCAAUCACCCAGUACAUCAUACAGUACAGAGACGAAGGAGGCAAAUGGCAUAAUAGAAUGACAAACGUUUCUGUUACCGGAACGGAAACAUCUGGAAUGGUAACUGGUUUGAAACCUGCAAAAAUCUACUUGCUCCGAGUGUUAACAGAAAACAGAAUCGGUCGUAGCGAACCUUCUAAACCUGUUGAAGCGAUUACUCAAGAAGAAGCUCCUGGAGCUGCUCCCAUAAAAGUGCGAGCUAUUCCAACUAGUUCGCAAUCAAUUAAAGUAAGCUGGAAGCCACCCACAACAGAACUGCAGCAUGGUUUACUGAAAGGAUAUUACGUCGGUUACAAGAUCGCCGACACUCCCGACACCUUUGUAUACAAGACACUAGAAAUCGGCGAGGGCUUCAAGGAGGAAUGUCACGUGACUGGGCUUAGAAGAAAUACCAAGUACAGCGUGGUGGUGCAGGCGUUCAAUUCAAAAGGUGCCGGUCCACCAUCGGAUGACGUCGUCGUUCAGACGUUGGAGAAUGACCCACCUUUGACUCCGCCAUUAACGGUAAUGGACAAAACAACGUCAUCGAUUCAUCUUGCAUGGGAUCCAAAUUAUGAUAAAGGAAAUCCAGUAUCAGGUUACGUGCUUCACCAUAAGCAUGAGGAUGGCAAUGAUUGGGUGGAGUCCAACAUCGCGGGAGAUCAGCGUAACUACUUAGUUCAUGGCUUAGAAUGUGGCACUAAAUAUCAUUUUUUCCUCUUGGCAUACAAUUCUGCAGGAAAAGGUGAACCCGGAGAAAUUUUGGUCAUCAAAACAGAAGGUGGAGCUCCAUUAGCCCCGGAUAAGCAAUCCAUUCUGAGCACGAAUAUGACGGCAGCAACAAUGAAUCUGGUGUCGUGGCACGAUGGAGGUUGUCCCAUCAAGUCGUUCAAGGUUCGCUACCGUCAGCAGCAGGAUAUGGAGUGGACAGUUCUCAACGACGGACCACUGCCUUCGGACAAUAUGAGAGUUGAUUUGGUCGGCCUAUCUCCUGGAUCAUGGUAUCAGAUUCACAUAUCUGCCACAAAUAAAGCUGGUACAACGGACGCUGAAUACACCUUUUCUACGCUUAAUACUUUAGAUGCAGUUACUCCGAAAACAGUUGUAAAUAAAGUAACAGCCCCCUUCUACCUCGACAUGACCAUCAUACUUCCGGUGGCUGUUUCGGGUGUGGUCAUUAGCGUUGUCCUCUGUGUUGUGUGCGUUGUUGUCAGAAAGAAACAUUCAUCUGAACAUUAUGGUACUGGUCCUUACCAGGGAAGAAAAGGAAGUGCCUCGGAAGCAAUGAGGAUGUCAGAGAUGGAAAAGAAUAAAAAACACUCAUCGUCUGUUUCUUCUUACUAUCCUCAGCCUUAUGCAACCACUCAUUUAGCUGGAAGAGGUCGAAGUGAAGAUGGAACAGAUUCUGGAUAUCAUCAGGUAGUAAAUCAUUCCAAUUUGUACACAGCCUUGUUAAAAUUGUGCAUGCAUUAUAUUGUUAUCAUUGUUUCUUGCAUUAGUACUGGCCCUUACCAGGGAAGAAAAGGAAGUGCCUCAGAAGCAAUGAGGAUGUCAGAGAUGGAAAAGAAUAAAAAACACUCAUCGUCUGUUUCUUCUUACUAUCCUCAGCCUUAUGCAACCACUCAUUUAGCUGGAAGAGGUAGAAGUGAAGACGGAACAGAUUCUGGAUAUCAUCAGUUGCAGGAGGAGCCUCUAUACGCAACAGUGAAAAGAACACCACGUCCUCCCAGGUCAGAUGGACAUAUUUAUCACUGUCCAGGUUUGUUGAUGGAUGCCGAGCAACGAAGUCAAAACAACACGACGACGUCAUCCAAAGAUGGCGGGGGAAUGAGGGUAAAACUCAGUGAGAACGACGCCCACAACAACACAUCAGGUGAGGAUGAUGAAAUGCUCAUGCAGCGAAUCCAAAAAUACCUAGAAGCAGCAGAAAAAGUCGUGAUUCCAAGCACUUAAGAAAAUCUUAAUAAAAGAAGAAACUCUUUUUUCUGUGGUGUUCAACCGAAUCUAGUCAUUGAUUGGAUAGCAGAAGAGCCAAUGAGAAAGAGACUCUUGAACUGUUCACUUAACCUCUGUAUCAUUGAACACUGUAAAUACGUCCUUCUGCUAUCCGAAUUCGCUGGAAAAACAACAUUGUGAUCUACAUAUUUUUUUUUCCUUCAACUUGUUCUAUAUUAUACAUAUGCAUCAAAAUUUUCAAGUUCGGAAGAGUAUAUAGUAUUAUUCUAUACAGAAAUAACAACAACAAAAAAAUCUUGAAAAAAAAAAGAACAUUUUUGAAUAUGGUAUUAUGCUGUUAAGUCUCUUCUUGGACUGAUGAGGUUCACUUUGUAUAUAUGUUCGUUAAAAAGAGACUUAACUGCAACUCGUAUACCAGUCUUCCUAUCUUUUUCUGACAUACUAUAAGUAGCGUGAUUCAUAUAAUAUUCAUUUUAAACUUUAAAAAAAAAUGACACUAGUCAGCAAAGAGUCAGUUGCCUGUACCAUUUUAAGUAGAGAAAAACAAGACGGGGAAUUCAAACUUCUCUGAAAACCACCAAGACUGUUGUCUUUUAAGAAUUUUUAUUUGUCUUUAAAAGGGUUAGAAUGACCUGCAUGAAGAAAAAAAGCAAAUUAAGCACAAAGAAAAGUCAGAGAAGGAGGUCAAUUAAGUUAAAGCUAUUUAUUUCUGAGGCUAAUAUAUCAUUCUUGGAAAUAUAGUCAGCCUUGCGCACAGACCGCCUUUACUCUCCAGAGAAGCCGAUGCUCGUCUAUCUGAAACUGGAUAGGCUUCAAGCUGCUAUUGGGGAUCGAACCCCAGUUCGAAUGUCAGUUCAGUGCCUUUACCCCUGAGGCAAUGACUAAUUAACCACUUAAUUAAGUAUAAGGAGCUAAUAUUAUUAAUAAAUAAGUAAUUUCGUACACUGAGUGGUUAAAACAUUUCAGUAAAAUAAACAGUUACGAACUGUUUUUAAGCUGCGAAAUAGAUUAUCAAAAAAUGCUCCCUAUUAAUAGAACUCGCUUAGAACUCUUGUAAAAGACAAAAUAAAAAAAAACACGCAAAGUCCACAAAUUAAAAUCUAGAAAAUUAAAAACUUUUACAAAUCAUUAUUAAGAUUGAGAAAAGCGAAGAAAGUACUCAUAUCAUUAUAAAAUAAUUUAAUUUGUCCAAUGAGAUUAAAUGUGUUUCAAAGUCAGUAAAAAAGUUAAUUGAAUAAUGUUUCGAUGUCUUUAAUCUCUUCGUUGCUCUUAUUGUCUUCAAUAAUUUUUGGUCAAAAUUUGAAUAUUUUGAUCUUUUUUGCACUUAACUAUUAAUUAACGGCAUAUCGUGUGCAUUAUAACGUAUGCACCCAUAAUGCAUUUUGCAGAAAUUAAUGUACUGUUAUUAGCAAAAAAAUUAAUUUUCCAGGAUUUUAAUCCCUUUUUGCUCUUAUUGAUAUUAAUAAUAAUUGUUCAAAUUUUGAAUAUUUUCUUCUAAUAUGCCCAUUAAGAUAUGAAUCUACUUUGCAUUCAGGCACUAUUUAAAUUUUUUUUUUUUUGAUGAUAAUCAUGAUGAUUUUAAUCACUCUCGUGCUUUUAUUGCCUCAAUAAUGAAUUGCUAAAAUAUGAAUAUUUUGUUCCUCUUUUGUCCUAAAAUAUUAAUUUUCUAAACCUGACACGUAUUAUGAAGUAUGCAUCUACAAUUAAUUCUGUUUAUUCAUUAUCAAAAAGUGUUUUUCUAUAUUUUUAACUCUUUCAUUGCUCUUAUGAAUCUCAAUCAUUUUUGCUCAAAAUUAGAAUUCUUUUUUUAAUGAUUCAUAUUUUGGCAUCAUUUUCAGAAUUUGCAUGAAGAAAGCUGGCUAAAAAGAAGCUUAACUUGACCUAACAGUAAUGACUAACUGUUGCAAACUCACAACAGUUAUGAAAAUAGUACAUUAUCAACAAAAAACCUUUAUUUAAUGUGAACUUUCGAAAAACAGUCUUCAAUAUUUAACGAUGUCUAAUAUACAUAACGUAAGGAUUAUUGAAAAGAUAUGUUAAGGGCGGUCAUUACUUGAGCAAUUCAAAUGUUUUAAAACUGGAAAUAUGAAUGAAAUUUGCUCCUAUCAGACUUUUGUACUUUUAUCUGAAACUCGUAGCACAAACUCAGAAAUAAAACAGCAACUGACAAAAAAAAUUUCUGUUGUACAGUGUAAUGGCUGCAAAAUAAUAACUUUUAAUCAAAGAAGUACAAUUCAUGGAGUCGUUUUUAUAAGAUUUUUAAUUCAAAAGCUAAUUUUUUGCUAAAUUUCACUUAGAUGGAGGUUUUAAAUUAUGAAAAAUUCCAAAGUUAUGUAUUUAUUCACUAUUCUAUUAACUAUUCACAGAAGAGUUUAUUGCUGAGUCAUAAAAAGUGUAUAUUGUUAUUUACAUUACUUUUAAGAGCUUCGUUUUAAAUUUUUGAGCUUAGGCUUUGAGGUUUAACAUUCAGUACAAUAGCAAUAUAAUAACCAAAACAAUUCAAUAUAAUAACAAUAUAUUACUAUAUUAAAUCUUGAUGUGUUUUACUUUUUCGA
This is a messenger RNA of Parasteatoda tepidariorum (common house spider), 4817 nucleotides long. Lineage: Eukaryota; Metazoa; Arthropoda; Arachnida; Araneae; Theridiidae. The record is from RefSeq and is a predicted model, not a curated record.